Molecule: messenger RNA, 4104 nt
Organism: Brassica rapa (field mustard)
Lineage: Eukaryota; Viridiplantae; Streptophyta; Magnoliopsida; Brassicales; Brassicaceae
Source: RefSeq, a predicted model, not a curated record
UAAGAUAACUAAAAAUAAACAUAUUUGAUCACAUAAAGAGUCAAAUCACCACACAAACCAUCAAAUACUAGAAGCUGAGAUAUUAUCGAUUUUUUAUGGAUACCAAAAAAAUUCUGAAAAACAAUUUAAAAACAAUAUUCAAUACCAUAUAUUUUGUCAAGGUAAGUUUAGUUGUGAAUCGGUCGAGCCCGUGGUUUUGAAGCACUUCAACUUUUCUAUGUGGUGCUGCUGCCACCGGUUCCCACACUCUAUGUCAAAAAGCAAGCCGGCCUCGUCCAGAAAGCCAUCGGAAAGGAACCCAUCAAUUCAAAGAAACCUUCCUUUUGAAUGAAUUCUCAGACUGAAACAGAAUAAAAACAUUGGGUGAUACAAAGUGAUAAAUUACAUUGACAAAAUCCUCUGUUUUUUUUGUUUUUGUAUUGGUCCCAUUGAUAUUUGAGCAUGUUUUGUGUUGCAGAUUAACAUACAUCUUUUUCUUUUAUCAUAGAAAAGAACUUCACGAGCCUUUUAAUGUUCAACUGUAAGUUUGUAACCACAUACCAUUUUGAAACCGAAAUUGGUAUACAUCUGUUUGUGUUGCACCACAGAUUUACAACAUUUACAACAUAUACAUACACUCAAAUAUUAUACGAUGAUACAUGUGACAUGAAGUAUACUAAUGUCAUAUACUUUAUAUUAUCCAAAAUACAGAAUAAGAAAUUGAGGGCACUUUUUGAUAAUGCAUCACUUUAGAGAAAAGCAAAGUUGUGGAGCCACUCUAAUUGCUGCUGCGGAAAUAUGCUUUUAAUGGAUGCACUCAUAUACCUGUCAUGUGUGAGACAUUUGGUACCAUCAUUACCAGCUUCACCAUCAAAUCUUUAUUCCUUUUUUUUUUCUCUUUUUCAUUCCUGAAUACUGAAAGAAAUGUUAAUGUCACAAAAAUAUAUACAUCACGCUUUUAUCUUUCUUUCUCCAUACAUACUUACGAAAGAAGCUCCAAACACAUCUACGGCAAAUACGUAGUUAGAAUAUUGUACUAUCAUAAUUCAUAAAUCACUCUUCAUACUGGUGAUGCAAAUGCAGUGCUGUAAUUUAUUUUAUUAUGAAAAUAAAGAUGGUGCAGACUUUUCACUAUGCUGUUCCAGACUAGUUACUUUGAUUACCGAUUGAAACAUGCUUUUAAGUAACGUCAAAGAUAAUUUUUCCGAGACGGUGCAAGCCAAUAAUUUGAUGAAACAUCAAACAUAAGAGGGGGGCUUCGCUAGUCUUGGGCAUGUAAUUAAUGCUUUUUCAUAUCAUACUAGGAUGGGAUCGGGACUUCACCUAUAUUCAUUCAAGUACUUAAGCAAUGUACAAACACAACUUUCUUCGAAAAGAAAUAUAUACAUGUCACGUUCAUAUCAUAUGGCAACAUUAAUAGGCCAAUUUAAAAUUCAACUAUAUUACUUCGCUGUUUUGUAUUUACUAGGUUUGUAUUUAGACACUCAUUAUGCUACUUGUGAGAUUUGAUUUUAAGACUUUCAUUAUGACAUAGUUAAGAAAAUAAACACGUUAAUUUAAUUUAAUUAAACAUGUUACCAAGUAUUCUUAGCUCAACAGGAAAAUCACCAUUAGCAACGUUUUGAGGUCACAUAAUGGAAUGACGCUUGAUAUGAAACUAAUAUUACAUAAUACUUACCAUUUUUAGUAUGUAAAGAUUACGGUUUUUGGUACAAAACCUCUUAUAUUCAGAAAAAAGAAAAAGAAAAAUAAACAUGUUUUAGUAUUCUAUAUAUACUAAGUUGUAAUAAUGUUAAUUAUGUAAUAAUUAUAUAGUUUUAGUUAGCAAAUUACAUUGAAAUUCGAGAACUUUUUAACUUUGGUUACAUAUAAGGAACGUAUGGUAUUUACAUUGGGGAUGCCAGUUGAAAUUGUGAUAAUACUGUUAACUGAUACUGAUAUGAAAAUAUUGGGAUGCGCUAUAAAUUCAGCAAGACAGAUACUCCUAUUAAACAGUGUCGGCGACGGUAGGAUGGAAAGCUUUAAUAUUUAUUUGAUGCUACUAUAGUGAAUAUUGUCAAGAUGUUUAUAAUUUUUUUUUCUUCAAAACGGUUAAUGUAUAUAGUAUUAUUACUUCAGUUGGAAAUACGUUGGUAACCUUAUUCUCAUUGAACUAAAUUAGUUUUCUUGUUGCAUACGAAACUCAGCUAGUUACUUAUUUUACAGGUUUCUGACCUAGUUGUCUAGUGAUAGCAUUUGCAUGCACGAGCUACUUCAACUCAUUUACUAUAUCAACAUGAACCCAUAUUAUUUACAUUGUAAAGUUACCUGAAUCCAUGAAUAAUUAACUGAAAACCUCCAUAAAAUGUGGAGACAACAAAAAAAAAGCAAACAAAUCGCAUUUACUGCAUUUGAUGCCUAAUAAACAAACUUUGCAAUCUUUUGUAGCAGCUGUAUGACCGGUCAUAGCAAAGACUUAAAAAAAAACAUUUGCAAUAAAACAGCUCGGAACCUGUCUCAUGAUGUUGAAAUAAAAAAGUUAUACAAAUCAAGAAACAAUAUAAUUCAGAAAAUUAUAAUAAUAAAAAAGAGAGAGAGGCUCAAUCAAACGCACCAACCAAAGUUACGCCAACUUCUUCUUCUAAUCACAAACAAAAACCAGAGAGAGAAACAACAAGACAGCAAGAGAGAAAUAGAGCAUCAACAGCCAUGGGAGAAAAAGAGAAGAAAAGCAAGAAGAAGAAGAACAAAGAUAGCAAAUCCUCGCCGGACAUCUCCUUCAAACCUUCUUCCGACGUCAAAGGCCUCAAGUUCGGCGGCCAGAUAAUCGUCAAAUCAUUCACAAUCCGGCGAGCAAAAACACUCGAGCUCCUAAAACUCCUCUCCCUCCCUUCUCCCUCAUCACCUCCGCUUCUUUCCACGGCGGCGUAUAUUCCGACAAACUUCACGAUCUUAGCUCACCAAGCGUGGCACACACUAACCCUCGGACUAGGAACAAGAAAGUCCAAAGUAGUGGUCUUCGUGUUCGAAUCCGAGGAGAUGAAGACGGCGGUCGCGGCGGCGGUGGGAGGACUAUGGCCGUCGGAGAUUCCGCUCGGUGAAGUGAACAAGAAGAUGAUCAGAAAGUUAAAGAACUGGGAGAUGGCGAGGUUCAAGUUCAGGAAAGGAUGCUUAACGUUUUACGUAUACGCCGUGAGAAACGCCGGAAACGAAGGUUUUGCGGCGGCGGAGGACUUGAAGGAGAUCGGGGAAGAAGCAACAUUGAAAGUUUCUGUGGAACACUGGUUUAGUCAACAAUGUGGACAAACCAACCGUUACUUUACUAAUUAGAGCCAUGCUUUAAAGUGUUAUGCAACUUUGUCUUUGUUUAACCAACCGGUCAAGAGUUUUUUAUUGAUGAUUGUUUAAAGAGUUUGAAGGUUUAGCAUGUACUAACAAAAUAAUGAAAAAGAAAGAGCGCAAGAGAUAUUUCGAACCACACAUGAAACAAUACGUCGAUCGAAGAUUGUGAACUGAGAGACGAUUUUAGCUGAACGUGUCACUAUGUAGUAGUAACUGAUCAAUAACCGUAGCUAACAAAACAUCAUUUUUGUAAUCAUACCUUAGGAGAGUGAUGCCUUAAGGUUUAUUAGCCUCGUUUACAACCAACUACUAGUGAUCCUCGAUGACAUUCGAUUGCCAUUGGCGAGGAAAUACUAAUCAAGUUGAUCAAUAAGAAUAUUUACGAAUCCAUACUCUAGAAAACUAGAUAUGUAAUUUUGAAUAUAAAAUUCUAUUAUGGCGAAUGCGUGAUUUCAUUACACGGAUUUGAAAACAUAAAUCUCAAUUUUUGGAGUGGUCUCUCAGUUAUUGGUGUCAUCCCUACCUACCAGUGUAUGACUGGUCGAGGAACCGGCCUGGAAAACAUAAUGAUCUUGUUGAUAAGAUUGUGUUCUAACGUUCAUAUUGCUUUAUAGGUUGAUGGACCAUCUAUUUCAAACAUAAAGAUCAUAAGACAGCGUGAUCACCGCGUUUAAGCGUAUGUCGUAAGCAUAUAUUACAAGAAGUUCCUCUUCAUUUUAUUCAAAUAAAAGGAUUUGAAAAAGGGAAUGAAUAAAGAAACCUUAAAAUUAGAAGAACAUCCAAAAUUAAACAUAAAGUACCUCA